This is a messenger RNA of Coniophora puteana RWD-64-598 SS2, 264 nucleotides long. RefSeq lists its product as uncharacterized. The record is from RefSeq and is a predicted model, not a curated record. The annotation marks the transcript as partial. The transcript has a single exon. NCBI's taxonomy places the organism in Eukaryota, Fungi, Basidiomycota, Agaricomycetes, Boletales, Coniophoraceae.
GUAGGAAAGUGUCAGGUUGCAGUCAGCGAUGGCGUAACCAUUGGGCACUAUGUUUGCAGGAAGUUCCGAUGCACAGAACCGCUCGAGUCUAACGCCGAUCACUUCUGCAAAAACGACCAACACCUUGCUGGUAUAUGCGCAGUCGCAGACUGCGACAGCGCGAUCUCGCCGACUUCCUCGUCAAGCCAUACCUGUAGCAAUAUCGAGCAUCAGGAACUGGAGAUCAAGUCCCGAGAUCGAGGCAGAAGCAUGUUUACGCUCAAA